CUUCGAAGCUUGGUCGUUUAAGCAAGCUACAGCUUGAUGGACAAAGUCAGCACUUCCCUAAUUUUAUUUAUCAUGAACCUUGACUCUUUGAGUAUGAGUGGUGCUAACUUAUCACACAGCCUCAUCAAGAACUGAUCGUGACGUGACAAAAAUCUAUCAAUCGACACCCCUCCUCGCUCGCCAGUUAGCUACCGGUUUCUCUCUCGCGCGAGGAUGGCCGUCGCGGAGACGUCGAGCGGCGGCGGCGGCGAAGUCCACAUAUCGAUCCCGCCCAUGGCGGCCACCACCACCCCAGACGGGAUACGCGAGAGCUCGGCAGCACCGAGCCCCUUACGUAGCCGCGGUAGCACCCCGCCGCGGCAGCUCAAGGCGGCCCCAGCGCCUGCGGUAGCUGACACGCCGGCGACGGCCAUAGACAAGACGCUGGCGAGCGUCGCCAAUCUCGCGAAGCUACUGCCGACUGGCACCGCGCUGGCGUUCCAGUCGCUGUCCCCUUCUUUCACCAACCGGGGCGCGUGUCUCCCCUCCAACCGGUACCUCACGGCCGCACUGCUCUACCUCUGCCUCGUCUCGUGCGUCUUCUUCUCCUUCACCGACAGCUUCGUCGGCACCGACGGCAAGCUCUACUACGGCCUUGCCACGGUCAAGGGCUUCCUCGUGUUCAACUACACCGGCGACGAAGACGACGAGGGCGAUGCCGAGCGAAGGAGGCAGGUCUUCAAGGACCUCCGCAGGCUGAGGAUACGGUGGGUGGACUACGUGCACGCGGGAUUCUCUGCCGUGGUGUUCCUGACGGUGGCGUUCGGCACCGCCGCCGUGCAGAGCUGCUUCUUCCCCAACGCCGGGGAGAACGUGAACCAAAUGCUCAUCAAUCUGCCUCUCGGCGCCGGGUUCUUCUCCACCAUGGUGUUCCUUGUUUUCCCGACGACACGGAAGGGAAUCGAUUACACCGGGCAUUUCACCAAUGUUUAGCCUCGCAGUCGCAGGAAGCGUCGUUGACGCGUUGUGUGUGGUCGUCGCUGAACCUUAGCUUUCUUUCUCCCCGUUUGACAUCGACUCCGUUGUGUCAAGUUUAGAGAGUUUGUAUUAGAAAUAUGCCAUUCAGUUUUGGCCCUUUGUCUGGGCUCCAGCUUCCAUUGCAAUGGCGUUAAGUUUUGUACUUUUAAAUUGCAAUGGCGUUAAGUUUUGGCCCUUUGUCUGCUCCAGCUUCCUUCGCUGAACCUUAGCUUUCUUGCUGGGCCUUCGGCUUUUCCCUUGUAAACAGCAUCCUUCAAUCUCAUUUGAAUAUAUUCUAAAAGUGGCGGCUGGUA
Zea mays is the source of this 1310-nucleotide messenger RNA. Its product is annotated as DUF679 domain membrane protein 7. Bases 214 to 972 code for a protein of 252 amino acids. The transcript has a single exon. Lineage: Eukaryota; Viridiplantae; Streptophyta; Magnoliopsida; Poales; Poaceae. The record is from RefSeq and is a predicted model, not a curated record. Gene Ontology annotation, biological process: endomembrane system organization.